UGGUGUUGUUUAGCCCGCUUCUGUUUGUGCGGGCUUGUUCUUCUGUAUUUGUGAGAGGUGUUAGUGUUUUGUUGGGUUUUCUCGCUGUCCUGGUAUUUUUUUUAAUAACCUAAGGGUACUUAUUGUAGUAAUAGUUACGCCUGUGUUGGGUAUAACUAUUUUGUUCUGUUUGAUUUUGGACAUUAAAGCGUGUUUUUUUCCCCCGCAUCCUUUGCUCUCUGCGCCUGACUCCACACCCAUUCACUCAUUGAGCGUUACAACCUGCAUCAAGACAAAGCGUGUGGUUAGCCAUUCUAAUCCGAAACACAUUCGUAACGCCACACACUCGGUCGCAAGGGCUCCACCAGAGCCUUCCAGUGUAGCCUAGUUGGGGGACAAUGGCAGAGUGGAAAGCCUACUACCAGAAUGAGGAUGAAUAUGUGGACGGGGAAGAAGGGGAUGAGUUUGAAGUGGACUAUAAGUGCACAGGGCGUGACAGCCUGGUGUUUCUGGUGGAUGCUUCCAAGGAGAUGUUCAUCAGGGGGGAGGAUGGAGAGCCCUCACCAUUUGACAUGACCAUGCAGUGUGUCCGCAGUGUGUAUACCAGUAAGAUUAUCAGCAGUGACAAGGACCUGGUGGCUCUAGUGUUCUAUGGGACGGAACAGAGCAAGAACCCCAGGAACACUUUCAAGCAUGUCUAUGUUUACCAUGACCUGCACUCACCUGGUGCCCGUCGGGUGAAGGAUGUGGACGGGCUGCGUGGGGAUAACGGUGCCCAGGUGGCAGAUGAGACCAUGGGUAGUGGGAAGACCAACCUGGGUGAGGCCCUGUGGUGCUGCUCCAACCUCUACAGCGACGUCAAGUUGCGGCUCUCCUACAAGCGCCUCAUGAUCUUUACCUGCCGAGACACGCCACACAGGGGCGACUGCGAGCAUGACCGCCAAGCCCGCACCAAGGCCGGUGACCUUAAAGAGACUGGUGUGGUGAUAGACCUGAUGCAUCUGAUGAAGCCAGGUGGGCUUGACAUCUCGCUUUUCUUCUGCGACGUGGUGAGCCCCCCCGAGGAUGAGUCUGAGCUGGGCCUGCAGAUGGAGCCUUGUGGGAAACUGGAGGACCUCCGGAAGAGGGUUCGAGCCAAGGAGAUGAAGAAGAGAUCCAUGGCAAGGUUGAAUCUGUGUCUGGGGGAAGGGAUGAACGUGGCGGUGGGUGUGUACAUCACGGUCCGACAGACCAAGAAGCCUAAUGCCAACAAGCUCUACAGAGACAACAACGAGCCGGUCCACACACAGACAGACAGCCUGCUGCUCCCCAGUGACACUAAGAGGGCUCAGGUAACUUGUGUAUGCAGGCAGAUAGUGAUGGAGAAAGAUGAGGUGGAUGUGAUAAAGAAGUUUUCUGACCCGGGUCUGGAGCUGAUUGGGUUCAAGCCCAUGGAGUGUCUCAAACUGCACCACCACCUCAGAUCUGCUCUCUUCAUCUACCCAGAGGAGGAGACGGUCACAGGGAGUGCCUGUGUGUUUACAGCGUUGCUGCGCAGGUGUAGUGAGAGGAACGUGUUCGCUCUGUGUAAAUACACACGGAUCCGUAACUCUUCCCCACGCUUCUUAGCCCUGGUGCCCCAGAGAGAGGAGCUAGAUGAGGGCCAGGCCCAGAUUGAGGCUCCAGGCUUCCAUGGCAUCUUCCUGCCCUACGCGGAUGACAUCCGUAACCUGGACGCUCCUCAGCUCCCCACCGCCUCCGACCUCCAGGUGGACAAGAUGAAGGAGAUAGUACACAAGUUACCCUUCAAAUACAGGAGUGAUGCCUUUGAGAACCCAGUCCUCCAGCAGCACUACAGGAACCUGGAAGCCUUGGCACUAGAUCCCAUGGCCCCGGAACACAUAGAGGAACACAUAGAGGACCACACCGGUAAUACCCAAAUGGUGACCACCAUUUGUCUCAUGCAGCGUGACAGAUCUCCUUUGCAUAGAGUUGAUCAGGCUGUUGAUUGUGGCCUGUGGAAUGUUGUCCCACUCCUCUUCAAUGGCUGUGCGGAGUUGCUAGAUAUUGGUGGGAACUGGAACACUCUGUCGUAGACAACGAUCCAGAGCAUCCCACACAUGUUCAGUGGUUGACAUGUCUGGCGAGUAUGCAGGCCAUACUCAUUGUGGGAUGCUGGAAGAACUAGAACACUUUCAGCUUCCAGGAAUUGUAUACAGAUCCUUGCGACAUGGGGUCGUGCAUUAUCAUGCUGAAACAUGAUGUGAUGGUGGCGGAGGAAUGGCACAACAAUGGGCCUCGGGAUCUUGUCACGGCGUCUCUGUGCGUUCAAUUAAACGCAAUUGAAUUUGUUGUCCGUAGCUUAUGCCUUCCCAUACCAUAACCCCACCGCCACCAUGGGGCACUCUGGUCACAAUGUUGACAUCAGCAAACCUCUCGCCCAAACUACACCAUACUCGCUGUCUGCCAUCUGCCCGGUGAAGAUGAAACCGGAAUUAAUCUGUGAAGAGCACACUUCUCCAGCGUGCCCGUGGCCAUCGAAGGUGAGCAUUUUCCCACUGAAGUCAUUUACAACGCCGAACUGUAGUCAGGUCAGGACAACGAGCAUGCAGAUGAGCUUCCCUGAGAUGGUUUCUGACAGUUUAUGCAGAAAUUCUUCUUGUGCAAACACAGUUUCAUCAGCUGUCCGGGUGGCUGGUUUGAGAUGAUCCUGCAGGUGAAGAAGCCGGAUGUGGAGGUCCUGG
Messenger RNA from Oncorhynchus kisutch (coho salmon), 2702 nucleotides. RefSeq names its product X-ray repair cross-complementing protein 5-like. Gene Ontology annotation, molecular function: DNA helicase activity; telomeric repeat DNA binding; damaged DNA binding. The transcript has 11 exons. Bases 378 to 2054 code for a protein of 558 amino acids. Gene Ontology annotation, cellular component: Ku70:Ku80 complex; nucleus. Gene Ontology annotation, biological process: double-strand break repair via nonhomologous end joining; telomere maintenance. The record is from RefSeq and is a predicted model, not a curated record. NCBI's taxonomy places the organism in Eukaryota, Metazoa, Chordata, Actinopteri, Salmoniformes, Salmonidae.